AUGACCAUAGUAACAACCAAACUAGGUGAGAAGACCUACCAGGAGAAGGAGAAGGUGGAUGAUGAUAAUUUAGAUUCGAAUAUUGGAGCCAUUUUAGAAGAGGAGGAAAAGAACAUUGAAGAAGUGGAGAACAAUGAAGAAGUGGAGAACAUUGAGAAGGAUCCGAUGGUGAACAUUGAGAACGUUGAGAAGGAUCCGAUGGAGAACAUUGAGAACGUUGAGAAGGAUCCGAUGAAGAACAUUGAGAAGGAUCCGAUUGAGAACAUUCAGAACGUUAAGAAGGAUCCGAUUGAGAACAUUGAGAACGUUGAUAAGGAUCCGAUUGAGAACAUUGAGAAUGUUGAUAAGGAUCCGAUUGAGAAUGAGAAGGAAAAGGAGGAGGAGGUGAAGAAGGUAGUGAAGAAAAAGCCGGCAAAGAAGGCAAUGAAGAAAAUGGUGGAAAAGAAGGUAGUGAAGAAAAUGGAUGAAAAGAAGGCAGCGAAGAAAAUGGAGGAAAAUGAGGACGAUGAUAUGAAAUUAUUCAAUACUCCUCCUAAAAUCAUAUUUAUCUCGCGAACGACAAGGAAGCCGAGGAAUGAUCCAAUCCUAAUCUAA
Impatiens glandulifera is the source of this 594-nucleotide messenger RNA. Its product is annotated as ring-infected erythrocyte surface antigen-like. The coding region runs from base 1 to 594 and encodes 197 amino acids. The record is from RefSeq and is a predicted model, not a curated record. Lineage: Eukaryota; Viridiplantae; Streptophyta; Magnoliopsida; Ericales; Balsaminaceae. The transcript has 2 exons.